Molecule: messenger RNA, 1192 nt
Organism: Gaeumannomyces tritici R3-111a-1
Lineage: Eukaryota; Fungi; Ascomycota; Sordariomycetes; Magnaporthales; Magnaporthaceae
Product: mitochondrial protein required for iron metabolism
Exons: 2
Coding region: 165-968 (267 amino acids)
Biological process (GO): iron-sulfur cluster assembly
Cellular component (GO): mitochondrion
Molecular function (GO): 2 iron, 2 sulfur cluster binding; iron ion binding; 4 iron, 4 sulfur cluster binding
Source: RefSeq, a predicted model, not a curated record
CCGGUGGUGAUUUUUUCCGAUUAGAAAUGCAUGCGCCGAAAUAACGCCCGUACGAUACCACCACGGCAGUGCCCCGUUUUGACGAGCCGCGCUUCGACUUCCUCCCCCCUCUCCCCGCGUGCGCUCCAAAACCCCCGCCGCAACCCCCCUCCCUCUCGCUCGCCAUGGCCUGCGCCAACUCGGUAUCCGCCGCCAGGCUGUUUCUCCAGAUCACGUCCAGGAGGUCCCUGUCAUCGGCGGCGGCGGCGGCAGCGUCCUCGCCCCUCCUCGACGUCCUGCUCCCCCCGCCAGCCGCAGCCACCUCUCGCUCCUUCGGCAGCCGCAGCAGCCACAGCCACCGGGCCGCCACCCCGAUCUCGGCGCCGGCCCAUGCCGCCCAACCCCCGCGCCGCCCCGCAGCCGCAGCGGUGCCGGCCCGGAGCGCCGGACCCCGCCGCCAUGCGAACGCACACUUUUUCUCCGUGACCCCGGCCCGGCGGGCGACCAAGACCCUGUUCAACCCCCAAAGGGACGAGGAUGGCAACGAGAUGGGCCUGGAGAUCACGCCAAGGGCGGCCAAGAGGCUAUCCGAUAUCAUGGCCAAGGAUGCGAAUCCGCACCUUGCCUUGCGCGUCCAAGUCGAGAGCGGCGGCUGCCAUGGCUUCCAAUACCUGAUGCGCCUCAUCACACUCCCGUCGUCCCUGCCGGCUUCCCCCCCGACCCCCGAACCGUCCUCGACCUCGGAUUCCUCCGAGCCAUCCGAGCAGGCACUCGGCGAGGACGACACCAUCUUCACCUUCUCCGAUGGCGACGGUCCCGGCAGCCUCACGGAACCAAAAAUUGUUCUAGACACGUCGUCACUAGAGCUGCUGAAGGGCAGCAAGGUCGACUUCACAAUGGAGCUAAUAGGCUCGCAGUUCAAGAUUGUCGACAACCCUCUGGCAACAAGCAGUUGUGGCUGCGGCACAAGCUUCGACAUCAAGAUAUGAAUGUGGCCGAGGCCGAGCAUAUACAUGUACAACUUUAGCUUCAAAAUAACAAGAUGUCUGUAUUGAGCGUAAUAGAGCUUUGCGCAGAUACGCUACUGUGCAGCAUCGGCCUCGCCCCUCAGGUUUAUUCACUCUGCACCAAUGGGCCGGACAUGAACAUGAAAGAGAUAAGGGAGGCUUGAUCACAUUGGCCGCGGAGACGUGCAGUUGUCUUAGAAGUCAUC